AUGCCACCGCUGCCAUCUGAAGAAACUAAGGUCAUCGUGAGGUCGAGAAGUGGUCUGUGUAUUAGCAAGGCUGGAGACGGUCUCAAUCCAGGGGUGGCACCAGACCACGUCCCAGCUCCCGUGCCCAUUUCGGAUACCGGACCGGACUCCUCGCCCAGGGCAGACUUCGGGCACGCACAGGGACUCCAGCUGUCGGGGGCAGUCCACGCCACCGAGGACCAGAGCAGGGGCAAGUCAAACCUAACCUGGGCCGACAGGAUUCGUAGUAAUGACGGCGAGCAACCCAUGCAAUGCGACCCGUCCCCAGAGCAUGCUAGAGACGCGGAGAUAUUACGAUUGAAAAAGGAAAACGCUGAGCUGAAGGAUACGCUUAGCAAGAUGCCGUUAAACGAACCUGUGUGCGACUACCUGCGUGAAGAAACCUUCCUACGGAGCGGACGCACUCUCCAGCGGCCCGCAGCUCCUGCUACCGUGGCCAUGGCAUCCGACAUGGACACCGCGGGUACCGAAGCCAGCGCGCUGCCUGCAGGCGUCCUUGCCAAACCACAAGGUGACUCCACUGACUUGGCUUCGCAAACCGCCUCCUUGCCCAGGGAUGCCGUACACGCUCCCUUGGACUUCGCCUCAGGCACCAUCCCAGGAGCAACGUCAGUACCGUCGCCGGAAGACAGGCGUAAUGCCUCGCCUGUAACCGCCAGCGAAUUCUGCAUGGUUCUGCAGGCCAUCGCUACUUCGAGCCAGCGUCUUGCAGACACCACCGUCACCUUCUCAGCAGCGUGUGCACGCACCACGUUGCCUCCUCUGUCUAUGGCAGAAAUUCCUGACUUUACUGGCGUUGAUCAAGACUCAACUGUCUGGCUGGAUGAAAUCCAUUCGUUGGCCCGUCGACAUGCAUGGACUGACGACGUGACGCUAUCGCUAGCCGUAAGCCGACUGCGCGAGUCCGCGAAAGCGUGGCAUCAAUACGAUGGCUGCAAGUACAAAUCCAGCAGUGACUGGACUACAGCCUUCGUCACGGCCUUCCCACUACUUCCAUCCACAUACGGUGACCAUUUCAUACGCAUGCGAUCGUGUCGGCAGGCUUCAUCGGAAGACGCCCGUAAAUAUGACAAAUGUGGCAUUACAUGGAUCUCUCCGGCUGCCCGCCAGUAUGUCGUUGAUGGCUUGGCUGACCCUACCCAUGCUGCUAUAUUAUCUUGCCAGUCACCUGAAGCGUCACCCCAGUCAUGUGCUGAUCAGUAUGCCAGGCCGAGAUCUGGCGCUUCCCACGGAGCCCUGGCUCCCCCAUCACCUCAACUGCCCCAGGAGGGCGCUGCAGAGGGCACACCCACUGCAGUGGAGCAAGAAGCCUCCAACAAGCCUUCCGGCCAGGAACUGCUGCCACUCUGCGAUGUCCUCUUCAACAUCAUCUCCAUGGCAUCGUACUUCUGCGACAUUGUCUUCGACGUCAUGGUGGCAUACACGCUGUUGGUUGUGCGCCAGCAAAUGCUCUGGUUCUCCAUUGCUCUCACUAGCAUCCUGGGGUCACUCGUGGUCAGCCAGGGACUCUCCCUCCUUUGGUACCUCCAGCGCGGUGCAAAGACCAAGGCACGUCGAGGAGGUGUGUUAUUGCUUCAUGCCUUCCAAGCGGGCGUGCUGUGGCGCUACUUCAAGCUGCUACUGCCAGUACAUCUAAGCCGUGUCAAACAGGAGGUGGCAGACCUGUGUCUUCUACGUCUCGUCCAUGGCUUUGGUGAAGCUGCACCGAUGCUGCUGCUGCAGCUACAUCUAGCCUGGGCACAGCCAGCGCCAAGCAUGGUAGCCCCUCUCGACCGAGUCUCUGCGCUGCUCUCUUUGUUCAGCGUCUGCUGGGCCCUGGCCUCCUUUAGCAAGAACAUUCGUCGCCAGCAGCUUCACCAACUAGUCCUCACGUGGCUAGGGGUGGUUUGCCAGUUGGCUUGGCGGCUGGGAACAGUGUCUGCCAGGGCUUGUGCCCUGAUUCUUUACGCUUCGCUUUAUGGCCGUUGGGUAUUGGUGGUGCUGCUUUUACACUGGCUCGCCAUGCUGGUUUGGCUGGCGUCUCCACCCCCGCGGCUGUUUCGCGGAGAUGCACCCGGCCGCCGGCUCGCCUACUGGGCCCUGCUAGCUUACGUGCACACCAUCUGCUACGUCAAUCUAAGACCUAAUCCUGGACGACAGGGUAGGGCACGCUGCGCUGCUUUCUACACGGCCAUGUUUCUAGAGAAUAGUCUUCUGACAGCUGUUUGGCUUGCAUUGAAGCCAGGCCCACACUGGGGCCAGGACCUGGUGCUGUUUGUUGUGUGGGGAGGGUUCUUUCUCGGGCUGGGCUUCAUGCUUCUUUAUUACCGAUGGUGUCAUGUACGGAGGCUUGUGCCUCCGCCACGAGCGCCUGCUCCAGCAGCUCCAACAGGGGUGUUCAAUUGCCGGCUAAAUCCAGCGGCACUCAAAAGGAAACGCAAGAAGCCGUCAUCGUUUGUUCCGCCUGCUCAGCCUUUCUGGAAACGCGCUCCGGUUGGCAGCAAUGCGGUGCCAGCAGUCGACAUACAGCAGAAGCUCCAAGAGAAGCGGCGUCAGCAACUUCAAGACCUUCUAGCUAUUGAAGAGGAGAUGAAGCAAGGGAAACUUCCUCCGAGGGGAACACUACAGAUGCAGGGUCCCACACCGCGGCAACCAAUUCCACGCUCCAAGAAGCAGCCAUGGCUCCGCAGCCCCCCGCAGUUCUGCUAUCGAUCACUGCUUGGUGGCUCACCUGAGAUCCUGUUGUGCCCGCAGCGCCUUGACCCAGAGCGAGGCGUUGGCAGCCUUCGUAUACCACCCCAGCCACGUGAAGUUCGAUGGACCCAGAGACCGUUCACGUUCCGUGAGAGCAAUUCGAGUGAUGGUGAUGUGGACUCGGCCGAUGAGGAUGCGUCUGCACGGUUCCGCGCGUGCCGAACAUUCCUAGGGCGUCCCCACGGACCCGAGACUCAGCUUUGACCGCUUCUUGUUGGUGGUGAGAACGACCACAUUGAACUCCACUGCUCCUUUGCGUUUUUGCACGUGGAACAUAGCGUGAAUAUUUAUUACCAGUACAUUUUCGUGCGACCAGUUUUUAGAUCAUGUGCCACAAAAAAAACGAAAAGAACAGAAGCCAGUAUAAUAACACUGUGCAUUUAUUCUGCAUUGAAACAUUGUGUCUUCUGUUCUGUACAUGGCUAUGCAAAUACUCAUGAAUUUUUUACAUUGAAUCAAAAAGUGUCCUGUACCAUUUGAAAAUGAAUCAAAUUGCUACUAUUUGUAAAUUCAAACACUUUUUCAGCACUUCAUGUAAGUUUCAGAAUGUCAAGUGCAUAUAAAAUAAUGCAAUACAAAUUAAAAGGAAAGCACAAUAAAAUUAUGUCAUUUAUUGACAUAAUUUAUUGCAUCAUUUAUUGCUCCAAUAAAUUAUGUCAUGUAAAAUUAUGGAAAGUGCAAUAAAAUUAAAAGGAAAACGCAAUAGAAUUAUGUAUUCAAGAGCGCUUAACAGGCAAGAUACAAGAGACAGACUACGCAAACAAGCACUAUGCCCAUAUGGAUCAGUACAAGCUCACCCGAAUUUUCGUGCUUCAAAAAUUAUGUCUUUGUCGGCAUAUUAUAUGUUGACACAAAACAUGAGAACGUAUGUAGUACAGCUAGCGACAUUGCUCAGGUAAACAGACUUUACUGGCUGUGCAAUAAUCUGCUGUGUGCUAAUUUUAAAAGUUCUGUCCAUUUAAAGAGUCUGCUUAUUUUUUCCUCAUCGUCCAUUUAUGCUAAACGUAUUGAAGCUCCAAAAAACUCAAAAGUAAGAAAGAAUAAGAGGAGAUAGCAAAAAAAACAGUGCAUUUAGUGCUAUACAUAUGUUUAUUUGCACAUAACCCUGUAAAUAUAGCUAUUAAAUGUACAAUUUUCUAUGCAAUUUGCCUCUGGCAUUUUUUUAUUUUUGUUUGAUUCAGGAUUAGAAAAAUCACAAUUUGCACACCCCUAAUUUUAUGCAAUUAUGUAAUUUCUAUGCUACUUCGUCAUUUAGCAAGGGUCCUUUCAAUCUUGUCAAAAUUUUGCAUAUUGUGUCCACUAGUGCAAGGCUGCUGCUAGCAUACAAUGUCUGCAUUGACUAGAGCUUAUCCAACCAAGCUGUCUCAAGGUUUCAGUUCUAUGCGAUAAAAAAUUUGUAUCACUUUGUGGUUUCUGACCAAGCUUUCUAGGUUUUCUCUCUCUCUCUCUUUUUGUUUGUUUGUUAGAGACCAACCACUUCAAAAUGCAAUGUCACAGUCAUCAAGUAGUGCACACUUUGCACUACACACAUGCACACUUGGCACUAGUUUAUAAUAAAGCCAUUUAGAAAUUGA
Messenger RNA from Rhipicephalus microplus (southern cattle tick), 4346 nucleotides. Its product is annotated as XK-related protein 5. Gene Ontology annotation, cellular component: membrane. NCBI's taxonomy places the organism in Eukaryota, Metazoa, Arthropoda, Arachnida, Ixodida, Ixodidae. The record is from RefSeq and is a predicted model, not a curated record.